AUGAAUAUCUGGUCUGGUGCCAUUGCACUGGCGGAUCAGUCGCUACUUCAAGCUUUUGUGAAUCCAGCUCUUAUCCCUUUUUACGCGCGCGUCGGUCCGAACCUUGAGCUCCAUACGAGUAAUCCGGAAACCUCACGAUGGCUGAAACACAAAUUACUGGCAAACACAUUGUUGGAGGAGGAUGAUGAAGUAGCCUUAUUUCAGACCAUUCAAUGUCCGGUUGGAUUUCUCCUGGAUCUGAACGGGGCUACACGGCCAAGGGUUUCAGGCCCGUCAACCACCGACCUGUUGGUGUAUGGUAUUUUGUCAACAACCACCUCCUAUGAACGGCCGCCCACGCCACCUAUAUUGUCCUCGCCUAAGAAAGAGAGAGCCGUUUCCGGUGCUACUAAACAAGAAUUAAGGAUAUAUGCUACGCCCAUCUCGGAGUCGCUGGCCACCAGAGCCCAAGUCCUACCUGGUCGUGGAGACCCUGAAGCGAUUACUGGCCGUGAACAACAUGGACAGUUUCUUCCGAAUAUCCACCCCCUCAGCCCCAAGCGCAAGCGCGUGGAAAAUCUUUUUGAAUCGGUGGCGCAGCAUCAUAAGCGAGUGCGGCAUAAGGGGGGCGAGGCUGUAUCCCAGUUGAUGGCUCAAAGCAAUUCACAACCUUCAGUUCAAUUGCAGAACUACAGGAUCAAGAGAGAACCCGAGGAGUCUGGCCUACUGAUACUGAGCAAGAUAGCUCCGCAUCGGUCCAGGUCGAUGUCGAUUUCUUCGAAUCAAAACCAGAACAGACCGCUUUCUCGUCCCAACAGCAGUUGGGGUCGUGCAAGUCAGUUGUCUUCAAAGGGAGUUACGUCGGCAUUUGGGCUGUCGACAGAAACCCCUACUCAGAGGGGAAGCGUAUCGACCCCUUACUCACUAUCCCCCGAAAGCAGAGAGCCUUCUUCAGAGAAGAAAAAACCCGCAGAGAUUAUCAUCUCCGAUAACAAAAACUUAAUAAUCCGUACGAUAUUGACUUGUAUGCGGCUAUACGGAUUCAACCGCACAGCCCGCCCCGCAUCUUUUAAAACGCUUUCCCACAAUGAUAUGGUUCCUCCACACAUUGAAGGGAGGGACUCACAUGUCCCUGGUGACAGUAUGAAUUUGCCUGCUUCUAGUACGGCCAGCGAAGAAGAUGAAUUCAAAGCCAUGUAUCACGCAACUUAUCGUGCAUCAACUUUUGCGCUGCGGAAGUACCUGAGAGAGCCGGUAGUGAGCGAUGAUGGUUCUAGGCUUGCACCGCCAAUCCUCGAAAAAGGAAAGGCAAUGAUAUGUAUUGAUGGAUUUUUGAAGCUGUUUUGCGAGGAGGAUCACUGAACUGGCUGGACCAGGUCACGAGUCUACGAUAUUACGAAGUAUAUAGGCUAUUUGCAUACGGAGGAGUUUAGAAAUGUAUAUCUGACAGGAGACCACCAAUCUCUUAAAUGAGCUUAACU
Messenger RNA from Aspergillus nidulans FGSC A4, 1460 nucleotides. RefSeq lists its product as uncharacterized. The record is from RefSeq and is a predicted model, not a curated record. Bases 1 to 1341 code for a protein of 446 amino acids. Lineage: Eukaryota; Fungi; Ascomycota; Eurotiomycetes; Eurotiales; Aspergillaceae. The transcript has 2 exons.